AUGAAUGAAAUGAAAAUCACUCAAAUAGAUGAAAGAAAAUUUACACCAUCAUCAAUGAUUUCAAUGAAUACAUCAUCACCACCAUCAUCUAAUGUGAUGCCAUUCUCUGUCAGUGCCUAUUCAUCGUCGUCGUCAUCAGCAGCAUCUUGUCCGGUGUCGUUGACCGCCUCCUCCUCAUCGUCAUCAUCAUCAUCAGCCUCAUUAUUAACUUCGUCGUCCUCAUUAAAUUUACCACAGACUACUAUUACUACUACUACUGACGAAGAACAAUUACAAUUCAUUUCAAAGAAAAGUGAUACUGGAACAGAUGAUGAUUUAUAUGCAUGGACCAUAGAUGAUCAAAAUUUAUUAAAUUCAAUAUGUCAUGCUUACGAAUCAAUCUAUGCUGAUAAUGCUACUACUAAUAAUAACGAUUCACCUAAUAAAAAAUUUCAACAUCAAUUAUCAUCUGGUAAAAACAAUCCAAAUGUUACACAAUCAGGUGAUCAUUCUCAACAAAAUUCAGGUGAAUUUGUAAUUAAAAGUAUUGUGGAUUCACAUGUGACCGGAUUCCUUACAAAGUUUGAUGACGUUGAACAAGAAGAUAUUCAACAUGCUAGAGCAUUAUAUAUGACAACAUUUCAUGAUUUAGCUUAUCUGAUUGAACCAGCAAUAACACGUUUAGUGAAAUUCGCCAAACAAAUUCAAGGAUUCGAUACACUUGAAGCAGAUGAUCAAAUUCGUUUACUUAGCGGUUGUUGCAUUGAUCUAAUCACAUUAAGAGCUGCAUAUUGUAUAAGUAGAUCAGCUAAAAUUCAAGGAUUAGUUGAUAAUAAUUCAUGGAUGAUUCGAAGUUCAACAACAUCGACAACAACAACAACGCCGUCAUCAAUACCAACAUCUUCUUCGCUAUUGGCAACCAGUAAUCAAACAACAACAACUACUACUACCAAUUUAUCUCAUCAAUAUAAUACAAUAACACCACCGCAUAUACCUAAUAAUUAUUAUCCAAAACUUGGUACAUCUGAUGAGAAAUGUGCUCAAUUAAUUCGUGGUGUAGCAUUGAAAAUGGCACGUUUGAAUAUUGAUCAAACUGAUGUAGCUAUGAUGGCAGCGAUUUUAUUAAUGUCUCCUGAUCGUAGUGAUUUGUUAGAUGUGGACACAAUAGAGAAUAAUCAAAAUAAUCUUUUGGAAACAUUCAAUCGUCAUGUGAAUCGAACACGUGGUCCAUUGAAACAAUCUAGUACUACUACUACUACUACUUAUCCAAUAUCAAGUUCACAAUGUUGGCCAAGAAUUAUUAUGACACUGACUGAAUUACGUUCAGUUACAAUGUGUGCACAAGAUUUAUUCUCACAAACUCCUGGAACAAUGAUGAAUGGUCUCAAUCAAUUACCAUGGUAUUUUCAAGAAUUAUUUCUAGCUAAUGAAGAUGUUUAA
Molecule: messenger RNA, 1419 nt
Organism: Schistosoma turkestanicum
Lineage: Eukaryota; Metazoa; Platyhelminthes; Trematoda; Strigeidida; Schistosomatidae
Source: the annotation of a GenBank genome assembly